Messenger RNA from Anopheles coluzzii, 5331 nucleotides. RefSeq lists its product as uncharacterized. Lineage: Eukaryota; Metazoa; Arthropoda; Insecta; Diptera; Culicidae. The coding region runs from base 1 to 5331 and encodes 1776 amino acids. Gene Ontology annotation, molecular function: nucleic acid binding. The transcript has a single exon. The record is from RefSeq and is a predicted model, not a curated record. Gene Ontology annotation, biological process: DNA integration.
AUGCCAUCACCAUUUACUCGAUCGAAAAAGCUAAAACGAACACCAGUUAAGCGUGGGACGACAUCACCGAAACCAACAUCAUCACAACAACAGCUAGUAGAAGACAAUUCCGACGAAAUGGAGGUACAGCUGAAAGUGUUGGAGAAGCAACGGGAAGCAGUGUGUGGAAAGCUUAGUCGUGUGUGUGCAGCUUUGUGUGACAGUGCAGAGCAGCCUAACCUCAACGUAAAAAACGUGCGCUUCCUUCAACUCCAGGAAAAGGCUUUAGAAAACAUCUAUAGUGAGUGCAACGAAAUACAGAACAAAAUCUACGAGUUAUCGCUGCACGAUGACCAAGACAAAGAGCAGAAUGACAAAUACAUCGAAUUUGAGACACGUUUCAAUGACGUUUCGUUGAAACUGACCGCGUGUUUCGAUGCCGUAACGAAAGUUGAAGUAGCCGUUCCACCUGCUCCCCCACUGACCCAGCAGCAGGCUCAGCCCUACCUCCCUCCGUUGCAAGUGCCCCUACCGACAUUUGAUGGGUCAUACGAAAAGUGGUAUUCGUUCAAGGCGAUGUUCACCACGGUGAUGAACCGAUACCAGCAAGAAGAACCGGCCCUGAAGCUUUUUCAUUUGCGAAACUGCCUUGUCGGAAAGGCGGCUGGUAUCAUCGACGAUGAGCUGGUAAACAACAACGACUACGAAGCUGCCUGGAAGGUUCUCACUCAGCGGUAUGAAGACAAAAGACUGGUUGUGGAUAAGCACAUUGAAAACCUUUUCAGCUUACCCAAGAUUAACCAGGACAAUGCUUCGAGCCUUCGUAAAGUGAUUGACACCUGCACUAAAAACGUUGAGGCGUUGAAGAAUCAGAACCUUCCGGUAGGUGGUCUCGGUGAGCAAAUGUUGGUCAACCUUAUAGCUGGUAAGUUAGACAAGAAGUUGCGAGUGGCUUGGGAGACGAAACAAAGGAAGAACUUACUUUCUUCCUACGCCGCUAUGAUGGAGUUUUUGGAGGAGCAGUGUCGAAUUUCUGAGAAGCUCGAUACCAGCGUGAAAACAUCGACGGAAGGUACAAAGCCGAAAACAGUGGCAAGGAGCCUGGUAGUGAGUGAACCUAAACCGUUAGCGAAGUGUCCAGUAUGCAGUGCUGCUCAUGAACUCCGAGCUUGUGAACCUUUCAGGGCUAAAGGUGUUAAGGAAAGGUUCGAGAUUGCAAAACGGUGCGGUGUUUGCUUCAAUUGUCUCUCCAAAGGCCAUCAAUUGCGAGCAUGUUUAUCCAGUUUUUGCCGUCGUUGCGGUAAGAAACAUCAUAGCUUACUCCAUGAAGAUUCCCCAAGUCAGGUUGCAACUAACGUAGGUCAAACGACAUCUAGUGAAUCAGUGAUAGAAGAAUCCCAAACAGCCAACGUACAAGCUGAAACACCGACAACCCUGUGCGCGAGUGACGUGGAACCGGAGAAGCAGACCGUCCUUUCGACUGCCAUUGUUUUAGUGGAUGGUUUGUGCGAUUCUCCCUACCCUUGUAGAGUGGUAUUAGACUCUGCUUCGCAGAUGAACUUUGUCACCGAGCGAUUUGCAAACCUUCUCUCCCUUAAGACAAAACCCGCUGACGUCACGGUUAGUGGUCUGAACGGCAAUAGAACUCGUCUUUGCCGUAAACUGCGCACGACGAUCAGGUCUCGUGCCAGUGACUUUACAGCUGAGUUAGACUUCCUAGUGACACCACGAAUCACUGGGGAACUUCCGACGAAGUCUUUCGACAUAUCACAGUGGCCCAUCUCGAGCGAACAGGUGCUGGCCGACCCUACCUUCAACAGAAGAGGACCUGUCGACAUGCUGAUUGGCGCUGGAAGUUUUUGGAACCUGAUGCUUGACGGCCGAUGUGAACUCGGUCCGAACCGACCUGCGCUGCGAUACACAAAGCUGGGUUGGAUCGCUGGAGGUGUGAUCGCGAGCGACACGACGGUCGUUGCGCGUACACUUUGCCAAACUGCUGACGAUGAGCCGCUCAUCGAACUGCUGAGGAACUUCUACAAGGUAGAAUCCUGCGACGAGCUCCGCCCUUCCCCGAAGGCGGAUGACGAAGCGUGCCUGGAACACUUCCAGCGCACACACGAGCGAACUAAGGAGGGACGGUAUGUAGUACGAUAUCCGUUCAACGAACGUAAACGCGAGCUUGGCGGCUCGCGAGACACAGCGCUGCGACGUUUUCUGGCUUUGGAGCGAAAACUUGACAAGCAGCCGGACUUAAAGGAGCAAUAUUCGCGGUUCAUCCGAGAAUAUGAGGAUCUCGGACACAUGCGCGAGAUUGUGGAAACACUGAAUGACGACCCAGGAUCGGUGUUUUAUCUACCGCACCACUGCGUGCUGCGGCCUACGAGCACGACAACCAAGCUGCGAGUCGUGUUUGAUGGAUCAGCGAAGACGUCAACCGGCGUCUCGAUCAACGACGUUUUGAUGACUGGACCGACGGUUCAGAACGAUCUUACUGCAAUUUUGCUUCGUUUCAGAGGAUUUCAGUACGUCUUCACACUCGACAUUCCGAAGAUGUUUCGUCAAGUGGUGGUCCAUCCGGAUGACACAAGGUACCAGCGAAUCUUUUGGAGGUACAAUCGGAACGACCCACUUACGGUGCGAGAGCUGCUGACAGUUACGUAUGGCUUGGGACCUUCCCCGUUUCAAGCAACCAUGGCUCUGAAGCAAGCUGCAGAAGAUCAUCACGAUGAGUUCCCAAGGGCCGCAAAGGUGGUCAACAGGGAGACAUACAUGGAUGAUAUCCUGACUGGUGCCGAUACCCUUGCUGAGGCUUGCCAACUACAGCGAGAUGUGACUGGACUACUAGCGAAAGCCUGCUUCAGCGCUCACAAGUGGUGCGCCAACCAUUCAGAUAUCGUUUUAGGUGUAGCUGAAGAACAACGAGGAGACACUUUCGAGGUUACGGACGACACCUCGAAGACCAUCGUUAAGACACUGGGCGUGACAUGGAACCCGUUGGAGGACUGGUUCUCGGUGUCCGUUCCUGACUUUGACAACCCAGAAGGAAUGACUCGAAGGAAACUUCUGAGUCAACUGGCCAAAAUCUUCGACCCACUUGGAUUCUUUGGCCCAGUAAUCACCUACGCGAAGCUGAUCUUGCGAGAAGUAGGUGAACUACAAAUCGAUUGGGACGACUCCAUCCCAACCGAAAUCGACGAGAAGUGGCGAAACUUUCGGACCGAGAUGACAUCACUGAGGGAAAUCCGAGUUCCGAGAUGGAUUUCCUGGAAGGAUGUGUUCCAGCUGAGACUACAAGGGUUCGCUGACGCAUCCGACCAAGCCUACGGUGCCUGCUUGUACGUGCAGGGCACUUUCACCGACGAGGAGUCCAAGAUGCAGCUUGUUUGCAGCAAGUCUCGGAUCCUACCGAAAAAACGAAGUCCGAAGGAGAAGGCCAUCACGACCCCUCGAGCCGAACUGUUAGCGGCACUGUUACUGGCUCGAAUGGUCGUGAAGUUCCUGAACGCUACGGAGCUUAAGUUUGAAUCAGUACAUCUUUGGAGCGACUCAAAAAUCGUCUUGGCUUGGGUCAAGAAAACGCCAGAACUACUGCAGACAUACGUAUCAAAUCGGGCAAGCGAGAUCCAGCAGCUUAGCCAAUCCUUCCACUGGCAUUACAUUUCCACACAUGACAACCCGGCCGAUUUGAUUUCACGUGGAGUUACACCGAGGAAAUUAAUAGGUUCAACUAUUUGGUGGCGGCCCCGACCAACACAGCACCUCAUGAAGGAUGAGGACGAAGUGGAAAUUCCGGAUAAUGAGCUGCCGGAAAUGCGAGCUGGAGUGGCUUUAGCCAUGACUGUUCCGAUCGAACGUUUUCCGAUCUUUGACAGGUUGAGCAGUUACACACAGAUUGUAAGGAGUAUGGCCUACUUGGUGCGACUAGCUAGGUUCAUCAAGUCACGCAAAAGGGAGGUGGUAAAGGGCCGACUGACAGCGAAGGAAGUGCGUACAGCGACGCUCUUAAUAGUACGACUGGUUCAACGCGAGACUUUCCAGCCCGAAAUCAUCGCACUUAUGGACGGUGCGAAUACAAAACAUCGACUUAAUGGACUACAAGCGUUUUUGGAUCCUGACGAUGGGAUCAUACGAGUUGGAGGCAGAAUCAAGCGAGCCUUCAUACCUUACGACAGUCGACAUCAGAUGCUGUUGCCGGCUAAGCAUCCAAUCAGUGAAGCUCUCGUUCGCGAACUACACAUCGACAACCUACACAUCGGGCAAAGAGGUUUGCUUGCAGUUGUACGUCAACGGUACUGGCCACUGAAUGUGAAGAAUACUAUUCGAAAGGUGAUACGGAAGUGCAUCGUGUGUUUCAAGGCAAAUCCGUUGAAGACGACGCAACUGAUGGGUGACCUACCGUCGUAUCGCGUCCAGCCAGCCCCCGUCUUUUCGAAUACCGGUGUGGACUACGCCGGUCCCUUCUGGAUAAAAUCAACUAAUUCUCGCAAACCGCAAAUCACCAAGGCGUACGUGUGCUUGUUUGUGUGUUUGCAGACUCGGGCGGUUCACUUGGAAUUGGUUUCAGACUUGACGACUGACGCAUUUCUAGCGAGUUUGAGACGGUUCAUCAGUCGACGUGGAUGCCCAAAAACGAUACGCUCUGACAACGCGACUAAUUUUGUCGGAGCUAAAACCGAAUUACAUGAACUUUGGCGUAUGUUCGAGAACGAUUGCGCUACGAAAAAGAUCACCAACUAUUGCGUCGACAAGGGUAUUGACUGGUCGUUCAUACCACCACGAAGCCCACACUUUGGUGGCAUUUGGGAGGCUGGUGUGAAGCAGGUCAAAUACCACCUAAAACGUAUUGUUGGCGAUAGGAAGCUGUCUUACGAGGAGCUUUACACGACAUUGACCCAGAUAGAAGCGGUACUAAACUCUCGUCCCUUGGUACCGAGUUCAGAUGACCCAUCCGACUACACUGCGAUCACGCCUGCACAUUUCCUGAUCGGACGUGAGAUGCAGACGGUUCCUGAACCUGACUACUCUACCUUGAAGGAAAAUCAUCUCUCACGAUGGCAGUUAGUGCAGUCCAUGCUGCAACACUUCUGGAAACGAUGGACCGCCGAAUAUCUGCCGGAGCUGCAGAAUCGAUCGAAAUGGCUGAAGCGAAAGUUGAUUAAAGUAGGAUCACUUGUGCUACUAGCUGACCAGAAUGCGCCACUACUGCAGUGGCCACUUGCCAGAAUCGUUGCCGCACACCCUGGAGACGAUGGUACAAUUCGUGUCGUUACCGUUAAGACGGCGAAUGGAGCGGAAUUCAAGCGUGCGGUAACUGAGGUCUGUUUUCUACCGUUAGACGAGGAUGAAAAUUGA